Messenger RNA from Mytilus californianus (California mussel), 1978 nucleotides. RefSeq names its product inactive selenide, water dikinase-like protein. The transcript has 8 exons. Gene Ontology annotation, molecular function: ATP binding; selenide, water dikinase activity. Gene Ontology annotation, biological process: L-selenocysteine biosynthetic process. The record is from RefSeq and is a predicted model, not a curated record. Lineage: Eukaryota; Metazoa; Mollusca; Bivalvia; Mytilida; Mytilidae. Gene Ontology annotation, cellular component: cytoplasm. Bases 292 to 1269 code for a protein of 325 amino acids.
CUAUUACUUCAUCCGGGGUUUCCCGCGUCACCGCAUAGUCGGGGAGGUCGCCAUACUUCUCUUUGUCUGUGUAAAAUAAGACCUUUCAAGAUGGAGAACCCUGAAACAAUUGGAAUGAGACGGCCGUUCGAUCCUGUGGCACAUGAGUUGGAUGCUAGUUUCCGACUCACCAAGUUUGCUGACCUAAAGGGAUGAGGGUGUAAAGUCCCUCAAGAAGUUCUUGAUAAGCUUCUCGAGGGACUACAACAGGACAGCAAUGCCCAGGAGUCGGAGCAGUCUCAUUUCCAGUACAUGGCUGAAACUCCCCGAAUGGGUAUUGGUAUGGAUGCAUCAGUCACACCAUUACGUCAUGGAGGUCUCUCAUUGGUUCAGACAACAGAUUUCUUCUAUCCUUUGGUUGAUGACCCUUAUAUGAUGGGUAAAAUUGCUUGUGCUAAUGUUCUGAGUGAUCUGUAUGCUAUGGGUGUGACAGAUUGUGACAACAUGUUGAUGUUGCUUGGUGUCAGUAAUAAAAUGACAGAGAAAGAACGAGAUAUUGUUGUUCCCAUGAUGUUGAGGGGAUUUAAAGACCAUGCUGAAGAAGGUGGAAGUUCUGUUACUGGUGGUCAAACAGUCAUCAACCCAUGGUUAACUAUUGGUGGGGUAGCUACUACAGUUUCACAGCCCAAUGAAUUUAUUAUGCCAGAUAAUGCUGUAGUUGGUGAUGUGUUGGUAUUAACAAAACCUUUAGGAACACAAGUAGCUGUGAAUGCUUAUCAAUGGUUAGACCAGCCAGAGAGAUGGAACAGGAUUAAACUGGUUGUAUCAGAUGAUGAUGUAAGGAAAGCAUACCAAAGAGCUAUGUUUAGUAUGGCUAGGCUUAAUAGAACAGGUGCUAGACUUAUGCAUAAAUACAAUGCUCAUGGAGCCACAGAUGUCACAGGAUUUGGACUGUUAGGACAUGCUAAAAACCUUGCUAAGAUUCAGAAGAACGAAGUGAGCUUUGUCAUCCAUAAUUUGCCCAUUAUAGCAAAAAUGGCUUCAAUAAGUAAAGCCUGUGGAAACAUGUUUGGUUUGUUACAAGGACAUUCAGCAGAAACAUCAGGAGGUUUAUUAAUGGCAUUACCAAGGGAACAAGCAGCAGCAUUCUGUAAAGACAUUGAAAAACAAGAAGGUUAUCAAUCGUGGAUUAUAGGAAUUGUAGAGAAAGGAAACCGAACAGCAAGAAUAAUAGACAAACCAAGAGUGAUAGAGGUUCCAGCCAAAGACAGAGACGGAGAGCUCUGGUAGCCAUUGAACACAUGCAAAAAUUCUCAUAAUCCUUAUGUUUUUGUACAUCAUAUUUAUACUUUGUCUGAACUGAGCAAAUUUUCAAGGAUUUAUUUGUUGGUAUAUUUUCAAGGAUUAAUUUGUUGGUAUCUUUUCAAGGAUUAAUUUGUUGGUAUCUUUUCAUCUCAUUUUCAUCUUUUAAUCAUACUUCAUUGUUAAAUUUUUAUUUUUUUAAUUGAAGAUGGUAAAGAAAGAAGCAGAGUUGUCUGUCCUGGGCUCACUAUUGCUUUAUACAUUGUAUCUGUAUAUUUUGUGACUCACCUGUGUAUGAAGUGGAUCUGACCAACAUAUAACAAUAUGAAUAGGUCCAUAGAUGUAGCAGUGUUAUCACAUUGUGUACAGAUACAAAGAUGCAUCUUUAUUAUGUUAUUUGGACAAUUUUGACAUUUUCCUUGGUUCCAGAAUAAAUUAAAUUGUAUGUUUAACAAAUUACAUGUAUAUAAUGGCUGAGAAUUUGUUUUUCUCCUUAUGAUCAUGAAAUAAAGUUAGACCUUAUGAAUUAAUUGUUUCACUGCUGUUCAGGCUUUGGUUGGUGAUAAUUCAAUUCAAAUGUUAACAAAAUAAUCAUGAUUGUUGAUGAGGCUGAUUAAUUGAAAUCAUGGAAUUUGUGAUCAUUGUCCAAAAUAAAAUGAAGAAAUCAAUGUCAUUAAAAAAUAUACAAUGUUAAAAA